This is a messenger RNA of Darwinula stevensoni, 4938 nucleotides long. Lineage: Eukaryota; Metazoa; Arthropoda; Ostracoda; Podocopida; Darwinulidae. The record is from the annotation of a GenBank genome assembly.
GUAGAUUGCAAUGACAAGGAUCCUGUUUUGAUGUGCAUGCAACAUGGAGGGGCUUCGAGCAUUGGAAGUGAUGUCCCUCCUACAGGAGAAAAAAACUUUUGGGAAAAGAGGAAGACAUCCCUUGGCUCUCAGAAGUAUAAAUUUGAGGCCACAAUGAUAAGUUUAGAUGGCCUUUAUAAGUACAUUGAUCCUGCUCAACUGACAAGUGAGUUUGAAGGCACAUUUCCAUAUGACCAUAGUCAAUGGAUUGAGGCUCGCCUUGAAAUGGAGGAGUUCCAUUGGCAAGCAGUUGAUCUGCAGGACCGUCUUGAAGACAUGAGAGAUGAGUUGAAUCGGACAGAAUGUGCUGAGGAUGUUUCAGGUGCAAAGCACAAUAUUGAGAUGCACAAUGAAAUGAAGAAGAAAAUCAUGACUGCACCCAUUGAUGAAAUCAGUCAUAUGGGCCAGAAGGUUUUGCAAAAACUUGGUCAUGCAGAAGAUGGAGCACCUGCUGAUAGUGCAUUGUUGAAAAAUCCAGACUUUCAGACAAGCAUUCCUCAAAUUCUUAGCCUCUUGGAAUCUCUUCAUCAGCUCCACCAUGAAGUGCAACAGAAGUGGCAUCAACAGAAGACUCAAUUGGACCAAUGCUUUCAGUUGAAGCUCUUUGAACAGGAUGUGGAGAAGAUGAUUGACUGGAUACUGCAUAAUAGGGAGAAGUUCCUCAUCAACUACACUGACAUUGGGCGAGUGCACUCUGGUCGGGCAAAACAGCUGCAGGAAGAGCACAGUCAGUUUACAUUGUCUUGCAUGAAUGUGUAUGUCAACAUCAACCGCAUUCUCACUGUUGCAACACGUCUCAUAGAUACUGGUCACUAUGCAUCUCAACAUAUUCAGAUGGUUGCUGGGAAACUUGAUCGAGCAUGGAAAGAAUUUGCCGCUGGUCUGGAUGAACGAACCACAGCCUUGUCCUUAUCCAUAGUAUUUCAUGAGAAGGCUGAGGAAUAUCUUCGCAAUUACAAUGACUGGUCAAAUGCAUGUGAAGUUGGUUCUAUUCCAGAUGACAUACCCUCACUAGAAGAGUUGAUACAGGAGCAUCAGAAUCUCUAUGAGGCAAUGUGUCAGGGCUACACAGAGGAAGAUGUCAGGCAAGUCAUGGACUGGCUCACAAAUCAUGGGGAGGUGUUCUUGCAUAAAAACCCUGGGAUUGGCUGCAACCUUCAAAAGGCACUUGUUUAUCAAAAGAGUCAUAAUCAUUUUGAGAACAUUGCACAAAAUACAUACACAAAUGCAGAAAAGCUUCUGGCUGCUGCGCAGGAGUUUGCUCAUUCAGGAGAUCAAAUUGGGAGUGAUGAAGUAUAUAGGAUAUCCCAAGAUUUGGAGGUUCGAAUCUCAAACUUUGCUGCUCGAGUGCAGAGGCGGCGACGACUUUUAGAAUUGGCUGUGAUGUUUUUUACUCAUGAAAAGGAACUGUCAUCUUGGGCAGAGGAUGUGAAGAAAGAAUUAAAAAAGGAUGAUUUACCAGAUACUCUUGAAGCUGCCGAGGACCAUCUGACGCAUGUCUUGCAACACCGAGAAUCUGGUUUGGAUGCAUUUGAAAAUACUGCAGCUGAAGGUCAUGCUGUCCUCCAGGAGUUGACUAAUGGUGGACUUGCUCCAUGCUCAGAUGGAACUGGAUCCUUUGCCAGUGUUGAAACGCUUCUCAAUAAGUUGCAUGGAUAUAGAGAGGAGUUAGAAAGUCUAUGGUCUGCUCGAAAGUUGAGACUGGAACUGUGUUUGCAGUUGAGAAUGUUUGAGAGAGAUGUCUUGGAUGCAACUGCUCAUGCAGAUAUCUGGACUCGAGAACUGCAAAAUGAUGAGCUCCUGAAGGAAGAUAGAGAAAAACUACUGCAAAUCCAUGUGGAGUCUAUUGCUCUAAUGAGAAAUCGCAUCUUUCAAGUGAUUCACCGUGGUGAUCAGCUUCUCCAGGUCUUUGAGUCUACAGAUCCCUUGCUACUCUCUGGUAACCUGAGCAAUGCAGUCACCCAAAUCCAGGUUUUCUUAGAAUUUCUCAGAAGCAGAGAACUGGAUCUGGAAGAACUAGCUGAGGUACGGAGGAACCGAAUAGAGUCAGGAAUCCAUUUGCAACAGCUGGAAAGUGAGGCCAAUCAAGUUCUUGUCUGGAUCAAGCAAGCAGAGACCAUGUUGCAUGCAAGUUUUAGUAUCCCAGGGAAUUUUGAAGAAGCUGAGCAAAUGCGUAAAAGUCAUGUUCAGUUUCAGCUAGCAGUGGAGAAAACUCAAGCAUCAGCUGUCCAGGUGAAACAGAAAGCAGAAAGCUUUUCCUCUUCCAAGUAUGAGAAGGAUGCUUCUGAAAAACUUGCCAUUCUUGUCAGUCAGAGGUGGGAGCAGCUAGCUAGCAGUGCUGAGGAGAGGCACAAACUUGUCACUUCUGCAUGUAAUUUUUAUAAGACCUCUGAGCAAGUCUGCUCUGUCUUGGAUUCCCUAGAAAAGGAAUACAGUCGAGAGGAGGAUUGGUGCAGUGCUGAGAAGGCAUCUGGUUCCAAGUUGAAUCAGUUGAUCACAAAGCAUCAGGAACAAAAAGAGGCUUUCUUGAAGGCAUGUACACUUGCUAGGAGAACAGCAGAAACAUUUCUUAAAUACUCUAGUCGCAGCCUGAGUCACCAUCACCGACAGAAGGAAAGUGGACACAGUCCCCCUGAGACAAAAGUGAAAGGUAUUCUUGAACAAUUAUUGAAUCAAGAGAACAAAGUCCUUGAAUGCUGGACAAUGAAGAAGAAGCGAUUGGAUCAAUGUCAACAAUACAUAGCAUUUGAGCAGGCAGCUAAGCAAGCUUUGAAAUGGUUGAAUGAAACAGGAGAGGAAUAUUUGAGGACCCACACCAGUGUGGGGGCAACGAGUGAUGAGACAGCACAACUCCUUGAGGAGCAUGAUGAAUUCAAAGGCACAGCCAGUGAGACACGGGAGAAAGUGAAACUCAUAAUUCAGUUAGCUGAUAGCCUUGUUGAGAAAGGUCAUGGCCAUGCUGAGUCCAUCAAGCAGUGGGUAGCAGCUGUGGAUGCCAGCUACAAGAAUUUUAGUGGACGAAUGGACAGUUACAAAGCAAGGCUAGAAGGAGCUCUGGGGAUCACCUCUGAACACCGACACGAUCUAUCCCCUGAGAAAUCUGUAUUGUCUCUUGAUGCAAAGCUGAAGGAAAUAGCAGCUAAAGAAAUGAGUGAAGAGAAGAGACGCUCUAUGAGAAGGCAGGAAUACAUUAUGACAGAAUUGCUCCAGACUGAGCGUGCCUAUGUGAAGGAUCUGGAAGUGUGCAUCCGUUGUUACCUUCGAGAAAUGCAAAAUAGCUCUAUGGCCCCCUCUGGUAUUCAAGGGAAAGAAAUCAUUCUCUUUGGGAAUAUGGAAGAAAUUUAUGAAUUUCAUAAGAACAUAUUCCUCCAAGAACUAGAGAAGUACGAAACUAUGCCAGAAGAUGUUGGGCAUUGCUUUGUGACAUGGGCAUCUAAAUUUGAUAUGUAUGUCAAGUAUUGCAAGAACAAACCAGAAUCCAAUUCCCUUCUCAUCACUCAUGCUGGCACGUUUUUUGACGAAUUACAGCGCAAGAACACAGUGGACCAUCCUAUUCCUGCAUAUCUGAUCAAGCCAGUUCAGAGGAUUACAAAGUAUCAGUUGCUUUUGAAAGACCUCUUGUCCUGCAGUGAUGAAGGACAAGGUGAGCUCAAGGAUGGAUUGGAGGUCAUGCUAAAUGUCCCAAAAAAAGCUAAUGAUGCCAUGCAUCUCAUGAAGGAUGAUGGUGACAUAAAAUCUAAAUUUGUAGAGAAGCGGUCUCAUGUUGUGAAGGAGCUGGCUGAUUCAGAAAGAAACUACAUCAAGCACCUUGAACUUGUCAUUCAUGGUUACAUUGCUUUGAUGCGGGAUCCAGAAUGUGAUGUGAUUAUGCCCAAAGAUCUUCAAGAAGGAAAAGGUAAGAUGGUGUUUGCCAAUCUUGAAGCCAUAUAUGAAUGGCAUCGGGAUGUCUUCUCUGUAGCCCUUGAACAGUGCAUUGACAAGCCUGAAGAUCUUGGAUCACUUUUUCAAAAAUAUGAAAGGAAAUUCCAGAUGUAUGUUGUCUAUUGUCAGAACAAGCCCAAGUCCGAUUAUAUUGUCAGUGAACACAUAGAAUACUUUGAGCAACUACGUCACCUCCUGGGUCACAGGCUCAUGAUUUCAGAUCUUCUCAUCAAGCCUGUUCAACGAAUUAUGAAGUAUCAACUGCUUUUACAUGAUAUCUACCACUACACAGAGAAAGCAGAACUCUUCAAUGAACUUGAGUUGUUAUCCAAAGCAGUGGAGGUCAUGAAGAUUGUUCCCAAAGCUGCAAACGAUAUGAUGAAUGUUGGUCGAUUGCAAGGCUUUGAUGGUAAGAUCACUGCACAAGGAAAGCUUCUCCUACAUGGACCACUGCUCUGCCAUGAGGAGUCCAGUGAUAGCAGCCAAGAAUCUCAGGAACUCCAAGUUUUUUUGUUUGAACAAAGUAUAAUAUUCAGUGAAGCUAUGGGAAAGAAGACUCAGUUCUUGGACCCACUGUAUCGAUAUCAUCACCAUAUCCAAGUCAAUCAUAUGGCUUUGGAUUCAUCUCAAAAAGACAAUUGCAUUUUUACAGUGAAGUCAACUGAUCCUAGGAAGUCAAAGGUUCAGUUCAUCUGUGAAGCUCCAUCUCGGGAAACAUGUGAAGAGUGGGUCUCAACCAUGAAGCGCCUGCUUGACACCCAGUAUCAGUUUCUCAAAGCAAUCCAAUCCCCAAUUUCAUACCAGAAAGAAUUGAACAAAAAGCACCGGGUGAGCAUGAAAGAGGUGGGUGAGCACCACGGGGUGAGCAUGAUUCGGGACUAUCAGUUGAAAGGACUAAUGCAUACCCCGAUGGUGCUCACAUGCAUCUACAGUAAGGAGAGCCUGCACGCCCCUGACCCUCAGUUAGUCUUGGAGUGA